GCUGCGCUCCGUCUCUCCUUCAGAUAACAGAAUGGAUCAGCUCUGCUAUCGCCGUGUGUAGUCGCAGCAUCUCCGCAUCUUCUAGUUUUCCUGCUGCGGGGCUGCUCUCCCAAACCGCAGGUUAUGCCACCCCAAAUGCUUCCUGGAUCCCCUGCCAUUAAAGAGAAGGGCUGAUCCCCGUCCUCCUCCAGGUUUCUGCUGCUUUGCACCCCAUCUUUCCCCUACUCCUACCUUCUUUUUAAUCCCUUCUAUAACACUAACCCUACCUUACUCUUGCAUCCUCACCUAACCCCUGCCACCCUUGCUACCACCCACUUCUUGUCACAUCCCAUCAUAUUGCCCAACCUGCAAAUCCUCCCCUGCAGCAGCUGUGUACCCAACGUCUCCACCUAGUUUUAAUCCAGCCACCACCAGCUGACUUCUCUGCAGGUCAAAGCUCUCUUCAGAGGUCUGCUGUUUACCUGCUGGCUGCUCGCUUGGCUCCAUGGCUACAGGAGGUCAUGCCCCUGAUGUAGAUGUGUUGAUCAACUUACAACAGCAGGUGAAGGUGGAGGAGGAAGAUGAGGAUGCAUCUAUGGAGGAACAGGAGGAAGAAGAGGAGGAAGAGAACUGGGAGAAAGCUCUGUCUGUGGAGCGCUUUGGGGACAUCAUCGGUGAUUCAGCGUCCAGCGGUGGGGACAGGAUGGGCCGACACUAUACUGAAAAAGACUUUGAGUAUCACAGACACACGUUUCAUCAUACACACCACCCUUUGUCCACCCACCUGCCCGUGCCCCAGCGUUUACGCAAGAGGGUGCACAGUGCGGACAGACGGCGCAAAAAGAAACGGAAGAAAAAAAAGACAUCACUGCCUCCUUCUGAUGUCACGCCCACCAUACAUGAAGUAGAUGAGGAAGAGGCGGAGUUUGAGGGAGAAGGACAGGGGGUUGUCUCCACGCCCACAGAAAUACAUGAUAUCCACCCACAGUUUAGUUUUGGGAGCCAAGAGGACUUGGAGGAACCUCUACCACUUGCCACCGUCCACACGGAAAAUGAAGAGCAUCCACUGUCAUGGAAAGCUGCAGUCACUUUGACAAAAGAGGCAGCUCAUAAUGGGGAAAUAGUUGUUACUGGACAGAACGAUGAGGUGGAGGAAGAAGAAGCAGCUUGCAACAGUGGUCUCUCAGGACCAGAUCCCUCAAGUUCAAACUCAACCCGUGGCUGGUUUCGUAAGAAGCCCAUCCAUCAUCGUAUACCAACGGUCCAGCGCAGCAGCUAUGACCUGCGGGACCGAAUCUGCAUCGGCAGCAUGACGGCUCUUGAGACUGCCGUCUACCAGCAGGUUCCCACUGAUGAGGCUGAGGCCCAGAUGUUGGCCAGUGCUGAUCUGGAUGACAUGAAAAGCCACAGAUUUGAGGACAACCCUGGGGUGCGACGCCACCUAGUGAAGAAGUCAUCCAGAUGUCAGAUGUCACGGGCCAGCAACAGCUCCACACCUUUAUCCAGCUUGAAGAAGAAAAAGAGGGCAGCCGAUAAGAAAAUCCAUGAGUUGUUUGUUGAGCUCAAUGAGCUGAUUGUGGAGAAAGAGCAUGAAAUGCGAUGGAAAGAGCGAGCUCGCUGGAUCAAGUUUGAGGAGGACGUGGAGGAGGAGACGGACCGCUGGGGCAAACCUCAUGUGGCCUCACUCUCGUUCCGCAGCCUGCUGGAGCUUCGUCGCACCAUUACUCAUGGUGCCAUCCUUUUGGACCUUGACCAGAACUCUUUGCCUGGCAUUGCCCACCUGGUUGUGGAAACAAUGAUUAUCUCUGACCAGAUCAGGGCAGAGGACAGACCCAGUGUUCUACGUGCGCUGCUUCUCAAACACAGCCAUCCGAGUGAUCUGAAGCAUCGCUUUCACCGCCACCAGUCAUCCGCCAGUCUGCACGGCAGCUUCAAUCACAACCACAUCCAGGACACCAGCCUGCCACUGGUGGCCGAAGAGCCCGAAGAGCACCAAGAUAACAAAGUGGGCGUGUACGACCCCAAACAAGAUGUGUUUGUCAGCCUUUUUAAAUCUCUCCACCCUCUGCCUCCCGAGAGCCAUCCAGCUGCAGCCAGAUCCAUGAAGCUGCUCGCCAAGAUUCCCAAAGAUGCAGAAGCUGUCAUUGUUUUAGUUGGCUGUGUUGAAUUUCUGGAACAGCCAGCCAUGGCCUUUGUCAGACUGAGUGAGGCAGUCCUCCUGGAGUCAGUGCUUGAGGUCCCCGUCCCCGUUCGGUUUCUUUUCGUCCUGCUCGGCCCCAGUCAGUCCAGUGUGGACUACCAUGAGAUUGGACGUUCCUUUGCUACUCUCAUGUCUGACAAGAACUUCCAUGAGGUAGCCUACUUCGCUGAUGACAGGCAGGAUCUCCUGAAUGGCAUCAAUGAGUUCUUGGACUGCAGCAUUGUUAUUCCACCCUCAGAUGUGGAGGGCAAAGACCUCCUGAAGACGGUGGCUGACUUCCAGAAGCAGCUGUUGCGCAAGAGAAAGGAAAGAGAAGGCAAGAAGCACCAAUCCAUAUAUGGAGCAGAGCAGGAAAACAAAGACAUUAUUCCAGAAGAAGAGGAAGAGGGAGACCAGGAGGUGGACCCCUUAAAACGCUCAGGAAUCCCCUUUGGAGGCCUGAUCCAUGACAUCCGCCGGCGUUACCCACAAUAUGUCAGCGAUCUGAAGGAUGCCCUGGACAUGCAGUGCAUUGCUGCUGUCAUUUUCAUCUAUUUUGCUGCACUGUCACCCACUAUUACCUUCGGAGGCCUGUUGGGUGAGAAAACAGAAGGCUUGAUGGGGGUGACUGAGCUCAUUAUUUCAACAGCGACCCUUGGAGUUAUUUUCUCUCUGCUUGCUGGUCAGCCCCUUCUCAUCAUUGGUUUUUCAGGACCCUUACUGGUGUUUGAGGAAGCCUAUUAUAAGUUCUGUCAGGCUUACAACUUUGAGUACCUGACCGGUCGAGUGUGGAUUGGUUUCUGGCUCAUCUUCAUUGUCCUGGUGAUUGUGGCAGCAGAGGGCAGCUUCAUGGUCCGCUACAUUUCACCUUUUACCCAAGAGAUUUUUGCUUUCCUCAUCUCCCUCAUCUUCAUCUACGAAACUUUCUCCAAGCUCUUUAAGGUGUUUAAGGAGCAUCCACUGAUGGCAAUAUACCCCACAGACUCCACAGCAACUUAUGGUUUUCAUAAUCAUGACAUUCCCAUCUUCAACCAGCCCAACACCGCUCUUCUGUCUCUGGUGCUCAUGAUGGGCACUUUCUUUGUUGCAUUCUUUCUCAGGAAAUUCAGAAACAGUCGCUUUUUGGGUGGUAAGGCCAGAAGAAUUAUUGGGGACUUUGGCAUUCCCAUCUCAAUCUUAGUUUCUGUAUUGGUGGAUUACUCCAUUACUGACACUUACACACAGAAACUCAAUGUCCCGUCAGGUUUUUCAGUCACAUCCCCGGACAAGAGAGGCUGGUUCAUCAGUCCAUUUGGUGACAAGCAGCCAUUUCCAACCUGGAUGAUGGGAGCAUCUUUUGUUCCUGCCCUCCUCGUCUUCAUUCUCAUUUUCAUGGAAACUCAAAUCACUUCAUUGAUAUGCAGUAAAAAGGAACGUCGCCUUAUUAAAGGCUCAGGCUUCCACUUGGAUCUCCUACUUAUUGUCGUCCUUGGUGCCAUCUGCCCUCUUUUCGGCCUGCCGUGGCUCACUGCAGCCACUGUGCGCUCUGUCACCCAUGUCAAUGCACUCACGGUGAUGAGCAAGGCAACAGCUCCAGGAGAAAAGCCCAUGAUUCAGGAGGUGAAAGAGCAGAGGCUAACCGGGCUUCUUGUGGCUGUGCUUGUUGGUAUGUCCAUCGUGAUGACUGACGUGCUGCGCCUCAUCCCUCUGGCCGUUCUCUUCGGUAUCUUCCUGUACAUGGGGGUCACCUCUCUGACAGGCAUCCAGCUGUACGAACGCAUAACACUCAUGGUCACUCCUGCCAAGCACCACCCUGACCACAUCUACGUCACCAAGGUGAAGACAUGGCGUAUGAACAUGUUCACCAUAAUCCAGCUGGGAUGCAUCGUGGCGCUGUGGGUUGUGAAGUCCUCGGUGGCCUCCCUGGCCUUCCCCUUCAUCCUCAUCAUGACGGUGCCGCUGCGUCGCCUCAUCCUCUCCAGGGUUUUUGAGGAACGCGAGCUUCAGGCGCUGGACUGCGACGAGGAUUCUCCCAACUUCGAUGAGGACGGACGAGACGAGUACAAUGAGAUCCACAUGCUAGUAUAAAUCCAGAGCAGACCCUGGUGAUAAGAACUUUGAUUGUCAAAGCACACACGCCUCUUUGGAAACCUUCAGUGUGUCUGGGUAGCAAGAGGAGCUCCCGUAAUGAUGUUUGCAAACCUACGGAAACCAUUGCAGGAUAAGCUCUACUUUUUUGUUUAUUCCAGUUUUUAAACCAGCACAGUGAUGGUGGUGUCAUGUUAAUCUCCCUAAAGAUGUUAUUUUGUCAGCGGCCAGAAAUAGUACAUUCCUAACAUGGACAAUACAAAUGUUGCGAAACAACACUUGUAACAUGAAAACGUUUUAUCCUUUGUUAUCCCUUUAACUACUCCACAGGUCUGGGGCAUAAGUGCAAUGAUAACGUUGACCUCUGGGACAACAGGCUGGAGAGUUUAGGCUAAAUUGUGAAGAAAAAACAAGAAACAGAAAAAGCCAAACACACAAUUUUCUUGUUUAUCAAGAAAUGGA
Melanotaenia boesemani (Boeseman's rainbowfish) is the source of this 4687-nucleotide messenger RNA. It is a transcript of the gene slc4a3, whose product is annotated as solute carrier family 4 member 3. Gene Ontology annotation, cellular component: plasma membrane. The coding region runs from base 485 to 4225 and encodes 1246 amino acids. Gene Ontology annotation, biological process: monoatomic anion transport; regulation of intracellular pH; transmembrane transport. The transcript is spliced from 23 exons. Lineage: Eukaryota; Metazoa; Chordata; Actinopteri; Atheriniformes; Melanotaeniidae. Gene Ontology annotation, molecular function: monoatomic anion transmembrane transporter activity; solute:inorganic anion antiporter activity. The record is from RefSeq and is a predicted model, not a curated record.